AUGAAGGCCUCUCAUAUUCUGGUGCUCACCGCUCCCCUACUUGCUUUGGCAGCACCUACGCCUUCCAACAGCCAACUUUCCAAGAAGGCCGAGGCCGAGAGCUUCGUCCUCCAAACCGAUGUCGGCUGGUUCGACGGAGGCGACAGGAAACGUGCGAUUUCUGAGGAUUCCUCCGCCAAAAAGCGUGCUCCAGCUGACGCUGGCACUGACGCUGGCACUGACGCUGACACUGACGCUGAAAGCUUCUUCCUUCAAACAGAUGUUGGGUGGUUUGAUGGCGGUGACAAGAAGAGGGCAACAGGUGGUGCCGGAUCGAAGGAGUAG
Molecule: messenger RNA, 324 nt
Organism: Fusarium verticillioides 7600
Lineage: Eukaryota; Fungi; Ascomycota; Sordariomycetes; Hypocreales; Nectriaceae
Exons: 1
Coding region: 1-324 (107 amino acids)
Source: RefSeq, a predicted model, not a curated record